Messenger RNA from Acyrthosiphon pisum (pea aphid), 1109 nucleotides. RefSeq names its product DnaJ (Hsp40) homolog, subfamily C, member 30-like (gene NV23). Lineage: Eukaryota; Metazoa; Arthropoda; Insecta; Hemiptera; Aphididae. The transcript has 2 exons. The record is from RefSeq and is marked provisional. Bases 144 to 764 code for a protein of 206 amino acids.
AGUGUAAUACCUACUGAAUUGAGUAAAUUUUAAAAAUGUAAAAUAAUACAAUUAUUUGCUUAAAUUUUAACUCUGAACCCUGAACUCUGAAGUAACACAACAAUAAAUAAAUUACAAAAUGUUAUACUGUAAAUUGUAAUAUUAUGUGGAACAAUUAUAAGAGAUUAUUUAAUGGUUUUAGUGUAAAUACAAUUAUUUGUGUAGCUUACAAAAGCCAUUAUGAAGCGCUGAAUAUCUCUAAAACUGCCACACAUAAAGAAAUAAAAGAUGCGUAUUAUCGACUAUCAAUGAUAUAUCAUCCAGAUAAAAAUAAAGGAAGUGAAGAAGCUGCAAAAAUUUUCCGUGAUAUAACUUCAGCAUAUGAAAUCUUGGGAAAUGUCCGUCAAAGAAAAUUAUAUGAUAGUGGAGCUAACUUAAAUCAAAAUUCUUCUCAAUUUACUACUAAACAACAACCUUUUGAAACAAUGUAUACAAAAAAUGAUAUUUAUAAAACCAAUGUCCGUAGCAGAGACUAUAAUUUUGAACAGUGGUCUAAGGCUCAUUAUACAAAUGUAUUUAGGCGACACCAUGAAACUCGACAAAAACAUACAAGAAACAAAAUGAACGAUGAAUAUGCAGAACGACAAAAUUCAUAUAAUUUAUUGACAAUUAUGGUCUUUGCAAGUAUUUUUAUUUUAAUUUCAAUGUUUGAACACGUGAAAAAAAUACUUAUUGAACGCAAUAGAGUAAAAAGAAUUUCUGACAAAAAUAUACAAGAUGAUUAACAUAAAUAAUUUAUUUUAAAUGUCUAGUUAUUGAAUUAGUUUAUUGAAAAUGUCAAAGAAUCAACUAUAAAUUCUAUAUACUAUAUACUGUUAUUAAUAUUAUUAUUUUGAGUCUUAAUUAAAUUUAAUUGAUACAUACCUUACCUUACCUUAUAACUGAUAUUCCAGAUUAAUAUCAAUCAGCUACUAAAAUGAUAAAUAGUAAACUAUUUAUAUUUUCAUGCUUUGAAGACAUUCAUCUGAUUUCAAAAUUAUGUAUUCACUAUUAUAUCACUUACAUUUUAUAAGAUUUUGUAGGUCACAGAACAGAAAAAUACAAUUUCUUUGUGAUAAUAUUAUGACUAA